Molecule: messenger RNA, 2160 nt
Organism: Bufo bufo (common toad)
Lineage: Eukaryota; Metazoa; Chordata; Amphibia; Anura; Bufonidae
Gene: SARM1
Product: sterile alpha and TIR motif containing 1
Exons: 9
Coding region: 1-2160 (719 amino acids)
Biological process (GO): response to axon injury; signal transduction; negative regulation of MyD88-independent toll-like receptor signaling pathway
Cellular component (GO): dendrite
Molecular function (GO): NAD+ nucleosidase activity; signaling adaptor activity; protein binding
Source: RefSeq, a predicted model, not a curated record
AUGGUCCUCACCCUCCUCAUCUCGGCCUAUAAACUCUUCAGAUACAUCAACAUGUUCAACAACGAGCACCUUGUCGUGCCGGGCUACGUCAACAGCAUUUGCUGGUGGCAGAAGUCAGGGGGCACGAACAAGGGUCAGCAGGUGUCUCCCGGGGUGAGCACCGACGUACAGACGGCUCUGGAUAGAGUCCUGCCCGAUCUCCAUGUUGCUAUCUCUAAGCUGAAGCAGGCCAUGUGUGAGACCAGUAUAUGUGACACCAUUGACGAGAUCUUUCAGAUGGUGGAAGAGGCCUGGGUGAUGCCGGCGGUGGGAAGAGAGGUCGCCCAGGGCUUGUGCGAGACUAUCAGGCUUGAAGGUGCUUUGGAUCUGCUCCUCUCCUUUCUUCAGUCAGCGGAGAAGGAGGUGAAGUACAAGUCAUGUCAUCUUCUGGAACAGAUUCUGGUGUCGGAGAACAGAGAUCGCAUUGCACGCGUUGGAUUGGGCGUAAUCUUAAACAUUUCAAAGGAGAGAGAUGACCCAAGACUUGCCCGACACCUAUCUGGCAUCCUUGAGCACAUGUUCAAACACUCUGAAGACACCUGCAAACAACUGAUAUGUGAUGGAGGUCUGGACACGAUCCUUUUUUGGUGUCGCUGGACAGAUCCAGUAGUGCUGAGGCAUUGUGCUAUGGCUCUGGCCAACUGUGCUAUGUAUGGUGGACCUUCUAAUCAGAGGCUGAUGACCGAGAGGAAGACAGCUGAGUGGUUGUUCCCUUUAGUUUUCUCCAAAGAGGAUGACCAGAUACGUUUUCAUGCAUGCCUUGCAAUCACUGUCUUAGCAACAAACAAAGAAAUUGAGAAGGAGGUUGAAAGGUCUGGUACACUGGCAUUGGUUGAACCAUUUAUUUCUACUUUGGACCCUGAGGAAUAUGCCCGUUGCCUUCUGAACAACACUGAUAACACACAAGGAAGGGCAGCUGGUGACCUUCAGCGUCUUGUGCCACUGCUGGACAGCUCCCGGUUGGAAGCCCAGUGUAUUGCUGUCUUCUAUUUGUGUGUGGAAGCUGCUAUCAAAUCCCAGAACAAGAAUACAAAGGUGUUCAAUGAGAUCGGAGCCACACAAAGCCUAAAGCGAAUCGUAUGCUACUCUGUUGACUGUACUGUUUCCUCCCUGGCCAAAAAAGCUCUUCAGAUGGUUGGUGAAGAGGUCCCUUCUCGUAUUCCACGUUCUGUACCCAACUGGAAACCAUUAGAAGUACAACACUGGCUGCAGCAGAUUGGAUUUAACAAAUAUUCACAGAUGUUUUCAGACCACCAGAUUGACGGAGAUCUACUGCUGAGAUUAAGUGAGAUAGAUCUAAAAGAAGACUUGGGUAUGAUCUCCAGUAUCACUCGUAAGAGAUUUAUGAGGGAACUGGUGGAGUUAAAAACGUAUGCCAACUACUCAACAUGUGAUCGGAGUAACCUGGCUGAUUGGCUUGGCAGUGUAGAGCCGCGGUUCAGACAGUAUACGUAUAAUCUGGUUACUUGUGGCAUUGAUCGGAAUUUUCUGCAUCACGUGACUGAGGAGCAGCUAGAGGAGGAUUGCUACAUCACAACAGGUUUUCACCGUGUCCGUAUUUUGUCAGCAGCCAGAGAGAUGCUGCACUCGCCUCUUCCAUGCAGUGUUGGCAAAUCUAGUUAUGAUGGCCCUGAUGUUUUCAUCAGUUACCGUAGGAGCACAGGAUCCCAGCUGGCCAGCCUUCUGAAGGUUCAUUUGUAUCUCCAUGGCUUCAGUGCCUUUAUUGAUGUGGAAAAGCUGGAGGCAGGAAAAUUUGAGGACAAAUUGAUUCAAAGUGUUAUCAGCGCUAGAAACUUUGUCCUAGUCCUCUCUGCUGGAUGUUUGGAUAAAUGCAUGGGAGACUACGAAUGCAAGGACUGGGUACACAAAGAGAUUGUCACAGCACUGAACUGUGGGAAGAACAUUGUGCCGGUCACUGAUCACUUCGAAUGGCCAAACCCAUUGAGCCUCCCUGAAGAUAUGAGAGCCGUGUUAAAGUUCAAUGGCAUUAAGUGGUCACAUGAGUACCAGGAUGCCACCGUUGAGAAGAUUAUUCGCUUCUUGCAAGGGCGAUCCUCUCGGGAUUCUUCAGUUGGAUCUGAGACCAGUCUUGAUGGCUCGCCUCCUCUAGGGGACAAAUAG